UGUAAGGGAAAAUUACUUGGAGUGGUGGUAUCCACAGAAAAAUUAACAUUUGUAUACUUCAAAGUGAGAGGAAGAGAGCGAUUCAUUAACUAAUUAAUUGAUUGAGGUGUUUAUUGAUGUCCUAAAAUCCACAGUAUUUACUAAAAAGAAGGGAGAGAGACAGAGAGAGGGAGAGAGAGAGAGAGAGAAAAAAUGUUUCAACUCUUCACAAGAGAAAUAAGCCGCUGUCAGUGACGAGGACUGCACCGACUGAUGAGGUCCACCCUGAUUUCAUUCAAAAUCAGAAAUUGACAUAUCAAGUGAGAUCAAUUUUCACGAAAAAAAAUUAAUACCUAUUGUUUUGGGCCCUUGUGAACAUUUCUAUCGAUUCACUGAUUAAUUUAUUGAGUUAUUGUUAAUUAUUGUGAUCGAUGUUUUUGUGACAAUCUGGCAGCAGACAGACGACUGGAUACAGCAGGAAGAUCGGCGUUUUCCAGCCUCGAGGGAUUUACAUUCCUCAUAGUUCAGAGAAGGAAAAGAGCGCUUAUUCAGUAUCAGGUACCGUUUAUGAGCAAUACGUGAUAACGAAACAAUGGCAGAAACGAAAGAGCCAAUUGCUCCGGAGCUCACGUCAGCGAAGCAUGCGGAUGAGAUUAGAAUCUGUGGAAUCGAGGGGGGAGCCACGCAGUCUUUAUUGAUUGUAAUGGAUGGCAAUGGGAAACGAUUGGUCGAGGUACCAGGGCCUUCUACAAAUCAUUGGGGUUUCGGAAUGGAGGAAACCACAUCCAGAAUCAACUGCAUGAUAGAGAAAGCAAAAGAAGCCCUGGAGAUGCCGCUAUCACAACCAAUGGAUUGCACAGGCCUGUGCUUGAGUGGCUGCGAGGAAGAGGAGACUAAUCAGAAACUCGUGGAGAUGCUCUCGACUAAUUUUCCAAAUGCCAGUAGAGAGUACGUCGUGGGGAGUGACACAGUGGGAAGCCUCAAAACAGGAUCAGACUCUGGGGGAAUCGUUUUGAUAGCUGGCACUGGGAGCAAUGCAGUCCUCGAAAAUUCUGACGGGAGUAGGCACGGCUGUGGGGGGUGGGGACACAUGAUGGGGGACGAGGGAGGAGCAUUUUGGAUUGCUCACAAGGCUGCAAAAUAUGUCUUCGAUGACCUGGACGGUCUUCAGAAGGCUCCACAUCUCAUCAGUUACGUUUGGCCAGCGAUGAGAACGUUCUUUCAUGUGCCAAACAGAAAUGCAAUGCUCCCACACUUGUAUAAUAAUUUCAACAAGAGCAAAUUCGCCAUGUUUACAAAGGAAUUGGCCACUGGGUGUGAAAAAAACGAUCCUCUGUGUUUAUCACUGUUUACCUCUGCUGGAAAAAUGCUCGCCAAGCAUAUUAAUGCACUGGCACCAAAGGCACACAACGAUGUGAAGCUGAGAAAAGGCGGUCUCAAGGUAAUCUGCGUGGGUUCAGUCUGGAAAUCCUGGGACUACAUGAAAAAAGGUUUCACCGAGGAAAUCCAAGAGGCAAAACUCGUCGAUGAACUUACACUUCUGAGGUUGAUAGCGCCUUCGGCGAUUGGUGCUUGCUAUGUUGCUGCAGAGAAGAUCAAAUGCGAGGGCCUGGUGAAGACUCACGACGAACACACCGAGGCUUUUUUCCACUAUAAACGUGAGAAUAUUCCCACAGGUGGGGUUUCCACUGCUCCUGUCGACCCUUGCUGCGAGGCAACUGUCACUCCUACAUCCUAGGACCACUAUUAUUCACUAUUAUUGACGAUUCUACACUGAUAUCAUGUGGCUACAAAAAUUCAGAUCGAGCUUUUCAUCACAAUAUAUUUUUGUAUUUUGUCUUUCUCGAAAAAAUAAAAAAUACAAUUUUUUAUGA
Diachasma alloeum is the source of this 1853-nucleotide messenger RNA. It is a transcript of the gene Nagk, whose product is annotated as N-acetyl-D-glucosamine kinase. The transcript is spliced from 8 exons. Gene Ontology annotation, molecular function: N-acetylglucosamine kinase activity. The coding region runs from base 572 to 1717 and encodes 381 amino acids. The record is from RefSeq and is a predicted model, not a curated record. NCBI's taxonomy places the organism in Eukaryota, Metazoa, Arthropoda, Insecta, Hymenoptera, Braconidae.